This is a messenger RNA of Lindgomyces ingoldianus, 938 nucleotides long. RefSeq names its product kinase-like protein. The coding region runs from base 86 to 871 and encodes 261 amino acids. The record is from RefSeq and is a predicted model, not a curated record. Lineage: Eukaryota; Fungi; Ascomycota; Dothideomycetes; Pleosporales; Lindgomycetaceae. The transcript is spliced from 2 exons.
CGCCUUCGGCUUCGACCUAAGAGAACGAAGCAAACACCGCAGAAUACCACAGAACACUCGCAAAACCCGGAUACUAUAUCAUACAAUGGAAUUUCUUCACUCUGAGAAGUUUUUUCUCUCACAAUAUGGCACAGCUGAGGUGUUGAGCAAGCAAGGGGGUGCAAAAGUCCUCCUGUUUGGCGAUGAGCUGAUACUUAAAACUGGCCGCAGAGUAUCACGGGCAGAGGAAGUCGCUAUGCGGCUAGUAAAAGAGCAUACUGACGUUCCUGUUCCCGAAGUCGGCUCUUCGUAUUACAACGCAAACGAAGGACGUUUGUGUAUGAGCUUUAUUCCAGGAAAGCCGCUAAAUAAGUCUUGGGACUAUCUAGACAACACAGUGAAGGAACGCCUCUGUCAUAAUAUCUGGAGCAUUAUUGAGAAAUUACGACAGAUUCCAAAACCCCCCGAGCUACAACACCUUUUUCUCGGCCUUGCCGACGGUUCUAAUAGCCGGGACGUACUCGUGGCAGAACUAUCCGAGCAUCAGCGACUUCUGGACGAUGAGGCUGUCCGGAGUCGCAUCUACGAGCGUUACUAUGAGUGUAAUGGUCGAAAAUAUGAGAAGGAAUUACCGGAUAUGCUUCCUCGUGCGGAAUUUUCUGUUUUUACCCACGGUGAUAUUUCACCCCGGAAUAUCAUGUUUGACUCGAAGACCCAGCAAAUCACUGGUAUUAUCGACUGGGAAAAUGCUGGAUGGUAUCCAGAUUAUUGGGAGUAUGCGAAUAUCUUGAAGCCUUCUGUAGAUGACAAUUGGCAAGAGUGGAUGGAUCUGACGGCUCCAAGGAAGUGGGACAUUAGCGGAAUAAUGGCAGCACGGGUUGUUUUACUCUAAGAGUCAUAUUCAUGGACUAGCCAGCACCGUCUUGAGCACAGCUACGGGGUGGAAGCGCACAUAGGAA